GGGAACACUGAGACGAGACACCGGGUCACACACUCAUUCACACUUAUAGGGUUAAUUUAGAGUCACAGAUCUAUCAGCAUGUGUUUGGGCAGUGGGAGGAAACCGGAGAACUAAGAGGUUCUAUCCCUCUAUCUAUCACUUUCUCCUUUCUUUUUUUCUCCUUACCUUUUUCCUGGCACACUUUCCCAAACCCACUCUAUUUCUUUGUUCACUUCGUCUUUCCCUCUUUUUUCUUCUUUCUACGCUUUCAUUCUCUCCAUUUUAAUUCCUAGCCUUUUUCUUCCUCUUUUUGCUUUUCUCACAUUCGUUUUCUUCCGCCGUUCUUUCCAGCCUUUUCCCCUUUUCUUACAGCCUCUCUUUCACUCUGCUCACUCUGUCCAUCUUUAUUUUCUUUUUUUAACUUUUCAAAUUUUUUCCUUUCCAUUUCACACGCUUUCGUUUUCUCUCCAUUUUUUUCCUUUCCUCUUUUUCUCACCGUCUCUUUCUUUCCUUUUUUUGUCUCUGAAACGCGUCCAUAUUGCAUUCCUCCAUCAUGUGCAUCUUCUUUUAGGAAAUGAAAAACGUAGGUUGCGUUUAGGUUUAUUUUUCAUAUGUUAUCCUACGUUAUUCUCCCACUGGUGGGCGUGGCCGGUGUCUGUGACGUCACACCGGUAUCCACCGGUGCAAGCUGCCUUUUUUCUGCUACGCGCGGGUUUGGGGCGGACUGAAACAAACACACACAUACACAGAGCGGUAAUGCUGGAUUUGUUUUUUGGUGUGUGUUUACUUCCCCUCAUCCUGUAAGCUCGCGGGACACGGCGACAUGGCUGCGCGCGGAAACGGAGCAGAAAACAACGACGCCACCGAGGAAUGCUUCGAAGAUGCCUAUGAUCGAAUCCCAGUUGCCUCUAAGAUGGACCUGGCGUCGUCUAUAGAGGAGUGCACGAUGGCUCUCAACCUGCUGCUGAACAACAGGUUCACUGAAGCUCUGGACGUCCUCAGACCCUGGUAUAAGGACAGUGUGUAUCACGCUCUGGGCUACAGCAGUAUUCUGGUGAUGCAGGCAGGAAUGACCUUUGAGCACAAGGACAUUCAGGUUGCCAUGACGGCCAUCAAAGAGUCUCUGGAAACCUGUCAGAAGUUCAGGAAGAGAAGUUCGAUGGUGGAUUCGCUCUCCAGUUUGGUCUCUAAACAGUCAUCUAAUGGUCUGAAAGCAGAGGAGAUGCACGCAGAGAUUUGUUAUGCUGAGUGUCUGCUACAGAAAGCCGCACUGACCUUCAUACAGGACGAGAACAUGAUCAGCUUCAUUAAGGGUGGCAUGAAAAUCCGCACCAGCUAUCAGAUAUACAAGGACUGCCAGAAUGUGUUAAACAUGUGUCAGGAUGUGGACGGACACAUCGAGGCCUUCAGACAGUUUGAAAGUGGAGUGAAGCUGGGCAUCGGCUCCUUCAACCUGAUGUUGUCGCUGCUGCCUGCCCGAAUCCUCCGAUUGCUGGAGUUCAUCGGCUUCUCAGGGAACAGAGAGUUUGGGCUGGCCCAGCUGAGAGAAGGAGCAGCGAAUCACAGUCUAAGAUCUAUCUUGUGUGUGUUAACACUGCUAGUGUACCACACCUACGUCUGCCUCAUCCUCGGAACAGGAGACGGGAACUUAGUGGAAGCAGAGGCUCUGUUAGAGCCGUAUGUGGACAAAUUUCCUAAAGGUUCCAUAAUCCUGUUCUACACGGCGCGGAUCACUGUACUACGUGGACAUUUCCAUAAGGCGCAGCAGAAGUUUGAGGAGUGUAUUAGUUCUCAGCAGCAGUGGCGUCAGAUUCAUCACCUGUGUUACUGGGAGCUGAUGUGGUGUCACUCGUUUCAGCAGCAGUGGAGUGAAGCGUACCGUUACGCCGAUCUACUGUCCAGAGAGAGCCGCUGGUCUAAAGCGAUCUACGUGUAUCAGAAAGCUGCUAUUCUCAGCAUGAUGAGUGAAGAUGAGGUGAAGAACACUGGGGAGGACAUUGUGGGCUUAUUCAGGCAGGUAGAGGGGCUGAAACAACGUUUAGCCGGGAAGUCCAUCCCUACUGAGAAGUUCGCGGUGAGGAAAGCUCGCCGAUACUCGGGAGCCAAACCCGUCAAACUGGUCAUCCCUCUGCUGGAAAUGAUGUAUGUGUGGAACGGGUUCACCAUCGUGGGGAAGCGGCCGGACGCCACAGAGGCGUUACUGAUCACGAUAGAGAGAGCAGAGGCACAACUGAGGAAUAAUCCUAAGCCCACAGAGUAUCACACAGAUGACGAGUGUUUGGUGCAGAUGUUGAAGGGUUUGUGUCUGAAACAUCUGGGCAGGUUACUGCAGGCGGAGCUCUGCUUCUCACAUGUCAUCGCAAGUGAGAAGAGGAUUCGUUAUGAUCAUUAUCUGAUCCCUUUCACUCUCUAUGAGCUGGGUUUACUCUACAAACUUCAGGGAGACGUCACCAAGGCAACCAGAUACAUCGAAGACGCCAAGGUGAAUUAUAAGGAUUACUCGAUGGAGUCUCGGCUGCAUUUCCGGAUCCAUGCAGCGCUGAACAGCCUGAAAGGUACUCCGGUCAACUCGCCAUAGCAACGGGCCCAUCACAUGCUGACCUUUACGAUGGGAGCGGCAUCGUCUUGAUCAUCAGAGUACUGUAAUGAGUGACGAAUAAAACAUUCGUCUACAAACAAGCAAACCAAAGUGCAUUUCCUCCGUUGUGUAUUAGCAGAGAGGAGACGGUACAACACACACACACACACACACACACACACACACUUGUACCUCAGCAGGUGUAAAAAAAAAAAAAAAGCAAACAAACAAAAAAACGGGGGGGGGGGGG
Ictalurus furcatus (blue catfish) is the source of this 2807-nucleotide messenger RNA. Its product is annotated as tetratricopeptide repeat protein 39B. Bases 803 to 2557 code for a protein of 584 amino acids. The record is from RefSeq and is a predicted model, not a curated record. The transcript has 19 exons. Gene Ontology annotation, molecular function: protein binding. NCBI's taxonomy places the organism in Eukaryota, Metazoa, Chordata, Actinopteri, Siluriformes, Ictaluridae.